UUCUCCCGCAGGCAGCUCUCCGCCUGCGCAUCUCCCUCAGCCAGUGAUCCCAGUGGGUAGCACCCAGUGGGGAGUGUGCAGCCACCAUGUUCAGCUGGUUGAAGCGCGGCGGGGCGCGGGGCCAGCAGCCCGAGGCCAUCUGCACGGUGACCUCGGCCCUCAAGGAGCUGUACCGCAGCAAGCUGCUGCCCCUGGAGGAGCACUACCGCUUCGGCGACUUCCACUCGCCGGCCCUGGAGGAUGCCGACUUCGACAGCAAGCCCAUGGUGCUGGUGGCCGGCCAGUACAGCACGGGCAAGACCAGCUUCAUCCAGUACCUGCUGGAGCAGGAGGUGCCCGGCUCCCGCGUGGGGCCCGAGCCCACCACCGACUGCUUCGUGGCCGUCAUGCACGGCGAGACCGAGGGCACCGUGCCGGGCAACGCCCUCAUCGUCGACCCGGAGAAGCCCUUCCGCAAACUCAACCCCUUCGGAAACACCUUCCUCAACAGGUUCAUGUGCGCCCACCUCCCCAACCAGGUCCUGGAGAGCAUCAGUAUCAUCGACACCCCAGGCAUCCUGUCGGGUGCCAAACAGAGAGUGAGCCGUGGCUACGACUUCCCGGCGGUGCUGCGCUGGUUCGCCGAGCGCGUGGACCUCAUCAUCCUGCUGUUCGACGCGCACAAGCUGGAGAUCUCCGACGAGUUCUCCGAGGCCAUCGGCGCCCUGCGCGGCCACGAGGACAAGAUCCGCGUGGUGCUCAACAAGGCCGACAUGGUGGAGACGCAGCAGCUGAUGCGCGUGUACGGGGCGCUCAUGUGGGCGCUGGGCAAGGUGGUGGGCACGCCCGAGGUGCUGCGCGUCUACAUCGGCUCCUUCUGGUCCCAGCCGCUCCUCGUGCCCGACAACCGGCGCCUCUUCGAGCUGGAGGAGCAGGACCUGUUCCGGGACAUCCAGGGCCUGCCGCGCCACGCCCUGGAGACACAGCAGCGAGCAAUGGUGGGUACCGGGCGGAUAUUCACACACGUUUGCGCCGCUGGGUCAAGAGCCGCUGCCCGGGUUGCUCAAGCGUCCUGGUGCCACCAGGGGCCGGGGGCCUGGAGAUGGUGCCCCCUGACUUCUGGCGCCCUCUCCCCGCCCCCACAGGAGCUGCUGAUGGCUCACGACUUCACCAAGUUCCACUCCCUGAAGCCGAAGCUGCUGGAGACUCUGGACGAGCUGCUGACCCACGACAUCGCCAAGCUCAUGCCUCUGCUGCGGCAGGAGGAGCUGGAGAGCACCGAGGUGGGCGUGCAGGGCGGCGCCUUCGAGGGCACCCACAUGGGCCCGUUCGUGGAGCGGGGGCCCGACGAGGCCCUGGAGAACGGCGAGGAGGGCUCGGACGACGACGAGGCUGAGUGGGUGGUGACCAAGGACAAGUCCAAAUACGACGAGAUCUUCUACAACCUGGCGCCGGCCGACGGCAAGCUGAGCGGCACCAAGGCCAAGACCUGGAUGGUGGGCACCAAGCUCCCCAACUCAGUGCUGGGCCGCAUCUGGAAGCUGAGCGACGUCGACCGGGACGGCAUGCUGGACGACGAGGAGUUCGCCCUGGCCAGCCACCUCAUCGAGGCCAAGCUCGAGGGCCACGGGCUGCCCACCAACCUGCCCCGGCGCCUCGUGCCGCCCUCCAAGCGGCGCCACAAGGGCUCCGCCGAGUGAGCCCGCGCGGCCGGCGGGGCCUCCCUCCCCCCUGCCCUGCUGUGGCUCCCAGCUUCCGUCAGCUGCACACACAUCCCUACCCUGGCCACCUGCACUGCCUGCCACCUGCCCAGCUGCAAGGAUGGGGGCCUCUCUACCCCCCACCGCCAGACAGAGGGGACCAGGGGGGGGCAGACUUCUCCGCUCGCCCUUCCCACCUCCACCCGCACGUCCAUUUAGGCACACCACACCCACACUAACACACAGAGGCGUCCAGCCGGGCGUCCCUCGUUCAAGUAUUUAUUGAGCACCUACUGCGCUCUGUGUCCGGGGCUCGUUCUGGGCACCGGGGAUUCCAGCAGAGAGCGGAAGAGACACGGAUGCGUGCCCUCCUGGAGCUGACCCUCCCGGAGAGCACCUACCUGUCACUCACACACACACAGACACACACCGGCCCGAACCAGUCCCGUCCUGCAUUCUGGCCCGGACCCCUCGCCUCUCCCCAUAGAAGAGCAGCCACUUGGUUGAAAUGACUAAUAGACAGGCCCCU
Messenger RNA from Myotis brandtii (Brandt's bat), 2208 nucleotides. RefSeq names its product EH-domain containing 2 (gene EHD2). The coding region runs from base 87 to 1679 and encodes 530 amino acids. Gene Ontology annotation, cellular component: plasma membrane; cytoplasm. Gene Ontology annotation, biological process: endosomal transport; endocytosis. The record is from RefSeq and is a predicted model, not a curated record. The transcript is spliced from 5 exons. NCBI's taxonomy places the organism in Eukaryota, Metazoa, Chordata, Mammalia, Chiroptera, Vespertilionidae. Gene Ontology annotation, molecular function: protein binding; calcium ion binding; GTP binding.